This is a messenger RNA of Salvelinus namaycush (lake trout), 2933 nucleotides long. RefSeq names its product filaggrin-2-like. The coding region runs from base 422 to 2443 and encodes 673 amino acids. The transcript has 9 exons. NCBI's taxonomy places the organism in Eukaryota, Metazoa, Chordata, Actinopteri, Salmoniformes, Salmonidae. The record is from RefSeq and is a predicted model, not a curated record.
GAAACGCUCUUGAGAGGCGACGCAGCGCUCAGUCUGAAUGCAGUUCAAAACGGAGAAGAGAAACGCUCUUGAGAGGCGACGCAGCGCUCAGUCUGAAUUCAAAACGGAGAAGAGGAACGCUCUUGUGGACUUUUUUAACGAGUACUUUCGUGAGUUUAUUUACACAUUUACUCAUUUAUUUAUAUUUACAUGAUUUUUUGUCGUGGCAUGUCGGUUCCGUUGUUACGAGCUCGAUUGGACUAUAUUGUAUGAGCUGAGAAGGAAGGAUUGGUUCCGUUGAUGCGUAUCUGGGCUGACGUCGAUCACUGCCCGGCAGCAGCGGUCUCUUUCCGGAAUGGUUACGGCUGCAUGCUCUACGGUUUAGAUAAAGUAUCAAGACCUGCUGUGUGUCAGUCAGGGAGGUGAGCAGCGUGUUGACACGAUGACACAACUACAACAGAGGAGAUGCAGUCUACAAACCUUACUGAAUACCAGACUGGUGGAGCUACGCAAGGUCUGUCUGCAAGAGGCGGAGCUGACAGGAGAAGUUCCUGGUGACUUCCCCCUGGAGACCGGGGAGAGACGUCCCUACGUACGCCGAAGAGUCAGAUCCUACACGAUCAUAAAAACAGAGGAGGAGGAAAUGUGUCAGAGGAAGCCUAAGAAGACUUUGUUCAGCAGUGGCCUGAGACAACAUGUAGACUCUGAUCAGCACCAAAUCCACACCAAGAGGACUGUACACAGAGGAUGUCACACAGACGACACUGUGAACUCAGAGAGCAGCUCCAUGUCUGACUCUACAGGGGACCGUGACAAUGAUGAGCGUUCUCCUGUUGAGAUCUAUUACACGUUGAGGACCACAACACCACACAACUCACUGGUCUACACUUCCAGCCCGCGUCGGACUCUUCCAAGAAGUAUUUCCAACGUGGAGGGAACGAGUGCACCUGCCACACAACUCCUCGCAUGGAACGGAUCCACUACUGUCCGCAACUACAUCAGUUCAGAUAUAUCCAGUGGGACCAAGCAGUGGUCGACCCCAGUUGUUCUUCCACAGUCUCUGGACGGCGGCUCUUCAUCUGGCCCUUCCUCUGGGUCUUCUUCUGGCCUCUCCUCUGGCCCCUCCUCUGACCCCUCAUCUGGUCCCUCCUCUGGCCCCUCCUCUGGCCCCUCCUCUGAUCCCUCCUCUGGCCCCUCCUCUGAUCCCUCCUCUGAUCCCUCCUCUGGCCCCUCCUCUAGCCCCUCAUCUGGCCCCUCAUCUGGUCCCUCCUCUGGUCCCUCCUCUGGUCCCUCAUCUGGUCCCUCAUCUGGCCCCUCAUCUGGCCCCUCAUCUGGCCCCUCAUCUGGUCCUUCCUCUGGCCCCUAUGAGAGAGGAGGCAGCUGCCCAUAUAGCAACCAGCAACGUAGCAGCAGCUCAGAGGCACUACUGGACCGGACCACAUCCUGCAACGAGGGUCAAGUUCAGGGUCAAAGGUCAAGAGGCAUGCCCUUCAGAGGGGGACCCCCGUACGAGAGUUCCGAGGCGCUGACGGACGGUCAUCUGAGGCAGCUGAACGUCCAGAAGUCCAGCCCAGAGAGACAGCUGGUGAAUGGACACGGGGUGGAGCACAACAGGCUGGUUGGUCGAGUGUCUGUAGGGGUGGGGGGUCGGGGACGAGGAGACAGAGGAGGUUACGGUGAUAUCCUGAUGGACUAUGUGUGGUGGAAGCAACAGAGGCAGGUUGAACAAGUCCACGGCAAUGGGAAGUUCCCCUCCUCUGUCCCUGCAUCUUCUCUUUCUCACUUCAAUGGUUACCCCCACCAUCACCCCCAGCCGCAGGGGCAUCUCUCAGGACCCCAGCCCCUGCAUCUCUCCGAGGGACCUCCAGCCUACAGAAGUCCCCUGAUGCUCCGGGGGAAGCCUGGCGAGCCACGUCAGGUCAAGGUGACCCGCACCAAGUCCUGUGGUCCCUUCAAUCCCCUCCAGCAACACCAGCAGGAGGCUGUUCUCUCCUCCUCCUCCUCCUGCUCCUUUGAUCCUCCUCUCCCUCCCUCCUCCUCCUCCUCAACCGGGACCUCCACAGCUGCCCUGUACCCUCACCAGGGAUUUGGGGUUGAGUCCCACCAGCACCAGUUGGGUUCUGGAUCAGGACCCAGUCCCGAUCUCAACCAUAACCACCGUCCGAGACCACCCCUGUACUCUGACUCCAUCACCCCAGACGACCCCACCCGUAGCCUGCACAAGGCCCUGGCUCUGGAGGGCCUGAGGGACUGGUACCUGAGGAAUAACCUGGGGGGGUUGGGGGUGGGGGGAAGGUACGUACCACAAACUCCUUGCACGAGUCACACCCUCACCAGCUCCCACACCAGCCCCAGACCUUCCAGGGACAUCCACUACAUGGCAGGUUGGUCUGUAGAGUUGUCUCCGUACCAAGACCUCUUCCCAUCCCAGAUGCAGGAGCUGACCCUGAAAGAACACAGAUAACACAACAAACAUGUUACUGACUUAUUAGUGCCAGGCACAUCAACAGAUUUGUUCACAUAGUCGUCUCAGAGACUGGCCCAAACCGUUCUUAACCGCUAGGCUACCUGUAUGGAAGACAUUUAUUUACACAAUAUUUCAUUUGUCUUUUUUUUCUGCACAUUUUUGGGAGACAAUAACAAGGUGGGAUCUGUUUGUGUCUGUAAAAUGUUGGUGGAAACGCCUUUAUGGUCAAAUAUUGAUGUAAUAACCAUCACAUUGAAGGAAACUUGGCAUCUUGAUGCUCCUUUCUAAUAAAUAUCGAGGGUCUGAUUCUGGUGACGUGAUGAUCGAUGCUUGACUGCCGUUUGACAAGUAAAAUGAUCUGUCUCUUAUCCAUAAUAAUCGUAUCAUGUAGCCAGCCUACCCGCUCUGUGUCUGCCAGCUGUUGGCUUGACGGCACGUGCCAAGACCAGAAUGGGCACAUUUACUAUAUAAUGCAACAUUUAAUGCA